AUGGGAGGAAACUACCUUAUGAAAGGACUGGAUUCAUCUCCUUCCUUGAUGGCAGUAUCCCCCCCUCCUGUGCGUGUGUCUGGGAAGGCUUUAGCAGAUUUGGUGGAGGCGUUGGUGGGGUGUGUGUGGGACACGUGUGGGGCUGCUGCUGCUACACGUGUCAUGAGCUGGUUGGGCCUUCCCGUGGGGCUGUCUGGGUUUGAGGGGGAAGAUGGGGGUUUAAGAGAGGAUGGGGGAGAGGCUAGAGAGGUGUGUGGAGGGAUGGGUGGAAGGAAGGGUGGGAUUGUGGAAGGAAAUGCGGGAGAGGUGUGUGCGGGGGGGAAUGGGGAGAAAACUGUAGAGGGAAUAGGAGCGAGGGGGUCUAGUAUAGAUGAGGUGAUGGUGGAUGAAAACGGGGGGAAGGAAGGAGAGGAAGGGCGAAUGGGGGGAGAAGAGGAGGCAGGGGAGGAAGGAGAGGAAGGAGGAGGGGAGGUAGGAGAGAAGGGGUUGGCAGGAGUGAGGGAGAUAGAGGCGGCACUGGGGUACGAGUUCAGAGACAAGCGACUUGUGCUGGAAGCCCUGACUCACCCUAGCUUCGUCAACUGGGCCUCUGACGAAGUCGUCACGUGCUACCAGAGGUUGGAGUUCCUAGGGGACGCGUUCAUUGAUUACUUCGUGACACGUCAGCUGCACCUGCAGCACCCGCACCAGACGCCACGUCAGCUCACCUUCCGCCGCGCCGCGCUCGUCAACAACGAGAACCUCUCCCGCAUCGCCACGUCAGCUGUUUCUUCUGCUGCUGCCACGUCAGCAGGGGGCUCGGGAAUGACAAGCAUGGAGGUGUCUCACAAGGGGUUUGCUGACAGUGCAGUAGGAGAAGGGGAGAUGGUGGAGGAGGGAGGAGGGAGGGCGCAGGGGAAGGAGAGGAAGGAGGCGGAGCGAGAGGAGGAAGGGGGAGAGGAAGGGGAAGAGGAGAGGAGGAGGGAGAAGCUGGAUGGAUACUUUGGGGAGGGUGGAGUGCAGGCUCCUAAGCUCUCAUCUUUGCACGUUCUCUCCCUUGCCUCUCAUCUCAACCCCAAACCGCACACCACCCAGGCGAUAGGAGACGUGCUCGAGUCCCUGGUGGAGGCGACUCAAGAAGUCGACUGUGGGAUUGACGCUGCCUUUGCUCUGUGCUUACUCUAUGAUGUCUAUCUCUCUCCCUUCUCCCCCUAUGUGCUUCCCACCACCACCCAGGCGAUAGCAGGCGUGCUCGAGUCCCUGGCAAUAGGAGAUGUGCUCGAGUCCCUGGCCAUAGGAGACGUGCUCGAGUCUCUAGUGGGGGCAACUUUAGUCGACUGUGGGUUUGACACAGAGAGGGUGUGGGGACUCUUCUCCCGGUUCUUCCCUCCAACCUCUACUGUCCCCCUCUCUUUCUCUCGCCUCCCUCAACCACACCACCUAGGCGAUAGGAGACGUGCUGGAGUCCCUGGUGGGGGCAACGCUAGUGGACUGUGGGUUUGA
Molecule: messenger RNA, 1482 nt
Organism: Closterium sp. Naga37s-1
Lineage: Eukaryota; Viridiplantae; Streptophyta; Zygnematophyceae; Desmidiales; Closteriaceae
Source: the annotation of a GenBank genome assembly